CUACAAAUGACUAUUUAGACUCUUCAUGAUGACUACAACCUUUUCCCCAUACAAUAAAUACAUGGUAUGUUCAUAGUAUUCAUAACAAAUUUUGUUUACUUCUCACCACAAAGCUAACAUUAUCACAAAACUAGCUAGAAGACCCAAAUUAUUAAGGCAAAAAAAAAAUGCAAGAAAAUCAGAGAGAAAGAUUAGUUGAUUCUGAAAUCCCAUCAAAGAAUAAUAACAAAGAAGAAAAUGUAAGGAAUUUACAAGUUCUUGAUUCUUCAUAUGAUUACAAUGGAAAAAUUCCUCUUCGAUCUUCCACUGGUUCAUGGAAAGCAUCCUUCUUCAUCAUUGCAAUUGAGUUUAGUGAAAGAUUGAGCUACUUUGGAAUAGCAACAAAUUUGAUAACAUACCUGACACAAGUGAUGCACCAAGACCUAAAAACAGCAGCCAACAACGUGAAUAUAUGGGCUGGAGUUACAACCGUGAUGCCUCUUCUUGGUGGGUUCCUUGCUGAUGCUUACACUGGCCGCUACUUCAUCAUUCUCUUCUCUGCUGUCCUUUAUGUCCUCGGUCUAUCUCUUUUUACCAUGACACAAUACAUUCCAACUCUAAAACCAUGCACCAGAACACCAAUUUCCUCAUGUGAACAUGCAACAAAACUCCAUGAAACAUUCUUCUUCAUAGCAGCCUACUUAGUAGCCCUUGCAACCGGGGGCUACAAGCCAUGUCUCGAGAGCUUUGGGGCGGACCAAUUCGACGACAACCAUACAAAAGAAAGGAAGCAAAAGAUGUCAUUUUUCAAUUGGUGGAAUGUUUCCCUUUGUAGUGGCCUAUUUCUUGGGGUAACUUUAAUUGUUUAUGUACAAGAUUAUGUGAGUUGGGGUAUUGGGUUUCUAAUAUUAGCUAUAAUUAUGGGAUUAUCUGUACUUAUUUUUGUUGUUGGAAGGCCAUUUUAUCGUUAUAGAAGUGCUCUUGGAAGUCCCUUAACUCCAUUGUUACAAGUUGUGGUUGCUGCUUUUGUUAAGAGGAAGUUAUGUUGUCCUUCGGAUCCCACGUUGUUUUAUGAGAAAUGUUUUGAUUCUCACAAGCUCCAAAGGAGGCUUUUAAGUCAUACUAAUAGGCUAAGAUUCUUUGAUAAAGCAGCUAUAAUAGAAGAAGAUGAAAGUAAUGAAACAAGAACAAAAAGAGCAAAUCCAUGGAGGCUAGCAACAGUGACAAAAGUAGAAGAACUAAAGCUAAUAAUAGCCAUGCUUCCCAUAUGGCUAACAUGCUUAGUAUUCGGCAUAGGCAUCGCACAAGGCUCAACAUUCUUCAUCAAACAAGGCACAUCAAUGAACAGAAAAAUCACUCAUAACUUUGAAAUCCCUGCAGCAUCAGUAUACACCCUUACUGCUAUAGGAAUGAUUGCUUCAGUGUCCUUUUAUGAUAAGGUACUCCUACCAUACUUAAGAAAAAUCACAGGAAAUGAAAGAGGAAUCAACAUUCUUACAAGAAUAGGAAUUGGUAUGAUGAUCUUAAUCAUAUCAAUGAUGAUCGCCGCGAUCAUCGAAAAUCAAAGGUUAAAAGCAUCAUCACAAGGAAGAACAUUAAGUGUAUUUUGGCUAGCCCCUCAAUUCUUGAUCAUUGGUAUAGGAGAUGGGUUUUCAUUAGUAGGUAUGCAAGAGUAUUUCUAUGAUCAAGUUCCUGAUUCUAUGAGAAGUUUAGGGUUGGCGUUUUACCUUAGUGUUAUUGGUGUUGGAAGCUUCCUUAGCACAUUCUUGAUUAUUAUUGUGGAUUCUAUUAAUAGUGGGAAAAAAUGGAUCGGAAAGGAUUUAAGUCAGAGUCGUCUUGAUUAUUUUUACUGGUUAUUAAUGGGCAUAUUUAUUUUUAAUAUGUUUAUUUUUGUUUGGUUGGCUAAGAAUUAUAGGUACAAAAAUGUUGAUAGAGGAAUAAGUGUUGUUGAUUCUAAUGAUGGGGAGAAGCAAGUAGUUAUGAAGUUGAAAGAAAUGGUUCAGUCACAAAGAGAAAGAGACGAUUGUAGUGAAGUUCCACUAAUAGAAGAUGAAGAUGUAGUGGAAUCUCAAGUUCAAGACUCAUCGGUAGACUAUAAAGGAAGGCCAGCUCUUCGAGCUACUACCGGUUCAUGGAAAGCUUCAUAUUUCAUUAUAGCCAUUGAGUUUGGUGAGAGGCUAAGCUACUUCGGAAUAUCAUCAAAUAUGAUAACAUAUUUGACAACAGUAAUGCACCAAGAUCUAAAAACAGCGGCUAAUAGCGUAAAUGUUUGGAUUGGGGCUACAACUGUUAUGCCUUUGCUUUUUGGCUUUGUCGCCGAUGCUUUUACUGGUCGCUACGUCAUGAUUCUCUUUUCCGCCAUCUUUUAUCUCCUGGGUUUAGGUACAUUCACAAUGUCACAAUACAUUCCAAGUCUCAAACCUUGCAACACAACCACAACAACUUCAUGCAAGUCCAUAAGCAACAUACACAAAAUAGUCUUCUACAUAGCCGCCUACCUUGUGGCCAUAGCCACAAGUGGUUACAGGCCAUGCUUGGAGGCUUUCGGGGCGGACCAAUUCGACGACUACCACUCCAAAGAAAGGAGGCAAAAGUUAUCCUUCUUCAAUUGGUGGAACGUUGCCUUGUGCGGUGGUCUAUUCUUUGGGGUUACUAUAAUUGUUUAUGUACAAGAUUUUAUAAGUUGGGGCAUUGCCUUUUUGAUCUUGACUAUAAUAAUGGGGAUCACUUUCUUGUUGUUUAUUCUUGGGACCCCUAUAUAUCGUUACAAGACUCUUGUUGGAAGCCCUUUUACACAAUUGGUUCAAGUGUUGGUUGCUGCUUUUGUUAAGAGAAAUCUAGAUUGUCCUUUGGAUUCUAACUUGUUGUAUGAAGAUCAUGAUUUGAACAAGCUUCAAGGGAGAUGUUUGGGUCAUACUAAUCGACUCAGGUUUCUUGACAAAGCUGCUAUAAUUGUAAACCAUAAAAGUGACGAAGAAGAGGAUACUGAUAAACGACUAAAUCCAUGGAGCCUCGCAAGUGUGACACAAGUAGAAGAACUAAAACUUCUAAUCACGAUCAUUCCUAUAUGGUUAACUUGCUUAGCGUUUGGCGUAGGUACUGCCCAAGGAGCCACAUUCUCCGUCAAACAAGCAAGCGCAAUGAACAGAAAAAUCUUCAAAGACAUAGAAAUCCCACCAGCUUCUAUGACAACGAUAACAUCGAUAUCAUUAAUGGCCACAAUCUCAUUAUACGACAAAAUCCUCAUUCCAUACUUACAAAAAAUUACAGGCAAAGAACGAGGCAUUAACAUUCUUACAAGAAUAGGCAUCGGAAUGUUUAUACCAAUCAUAACAAUGAGUAUCUCCGCCUUGAUAGAGAAGAAGCGAUUAAACGCAUUAUCUCGUGGAGAAAUUCUUCAUGUUGUAUGGCUCGCGCCAUACAACAUAAUGAUUGGUAUUGGGGAUGGAUUUUCCUUAGUAGGAAUGCAAGAGUUUUUCUAUGAUCAAGUUCCAAAUUCAAUGAGGAGUUUAGGGUUGGCAUUUUAUUUAAGUGCAAUUGGUGUUGGGAGUUUUCUUAGUAGUAUUUUGAUUAUUAUUGUGGAUUUUGUUGUAGGGAUUAGUGGUGGGAAGAAAUGGAUAGGUGAGGAUGUUAAUUAUAGUCAUCUUGAUUAUUAUUAUUGGCUCUUAGCAGCUAUUUUUGCAUCUAAUUUGUGUGUAUUCAUGGUAUUAAGUAAGAAUUAUAGGUACAAAAAUGUUAAGAGAAGUGUUGUUGGUACAUUAGAUGGGUGAUUUAUUCUUCUUAUAAUUGAGAGAUCGAACAUAUGUAUCAAAUUAUAUUACUUAAUUUGCUAGCUAAUUAUGUGUGAAGUAUAUCUUUAAUUUCAUUAUUUGAGUUAAUAGUAGCUUGGUCGUCAUAACUUGCUUGAAUAUUAGGAGUGAAGUCAAGAAAAAGUAAUACUAUUAUUUUUUAAUUGAAAUAAAAAUCUAAAUCUUGAGAAAUUCAUUUGCUUCCCUCUUAAUUAGCUUAUACAAUUAAUUAAUGACGUCUAUU
Molecule: messenger RNA, 4011 nt
Organism: Amaranthus tricolor (Joseph's coat)
Lineage: Eukaryota; Viridiplantae; Streptophyta; Magnoliopsida; Caryophyllales; Amaranthaceae
Exons: 10
Coding region: 168-3749 (1193 amino acids)
Biological process (GO): transmembrane transport
Cellular component (GO): membrane
Molecular function (GO): transmembrane transporter activity
Source: RefSeq, a predicted model, not a curated record